AUGAGCGACGGAGCUGAUCUUGCGCGCUUGCGAGAGUAUGAUGCUCAACUGGAAGGUCUGCAGAGCGGUCAGUGCAGCCUGCAGCAAGGCGAGCAGCUGCUGAAGGACUUCGACAAACUGCUGGCGCAGGCCCCAUUGUCCGUUGGCGCCUCGGAGCUCAAUGCGCUCCGCGAGCGCCUGGAGACGCACCGUGUGGCGCUGCAGCAGCUGCGCAGCCGAACGGAUCGGGCGGAACUGCUGGGGGACGGCGCCAAGAAACGGCAGGUCCUGAAGGCCAAGACGCAGGCGGAGGCCGAGCACAGCGAGGUCCUGGAACUCAAGAGCGCCCGCGAUGAGAUGCGAAACCAAUUGGAGCGCAUGCAUUACGUCAAUGAAAAUCUACAGGAUUCAAGCCGUACCAUUGGAAAAACGCAGGAUGCGCUGCAGGAAUACGACAGCAAAUUGGCCAGUGCAGCCAAAGCUUUAGGCCAAUUGAAGCGAAAGACAGAAGAGGACUCACGGUAUAUUUGGUGGUCCUUCUACUUCUUCAUGGCAGUCGUUGCCUACAUUGCCUCUUCGCACGAUCCAGGAAUCUGGAUGAGAACGACCGCAGAUGUCUCUCACGAGUAGCGAGGGGAAGCCUCAAUUUGGUAAACCAUGAAUCAACUAUAAUUAUACAACCUGAAUGAAUGGGUUUCGGCGAUCUCACCAUCAUCAGAUGAAUCACAUCAGUCAUCACUAAGAAUUAACAUCAUAGGCUUUAAGAGAAUGAAACCGGGCAACUGCAACCAAAUGUCAGUGUUUACUCAGGUCUUGAGGCGGCUGAAAGUCUUCAAGAUGAUUUACUACGGCAUUUCCUUCGGACUCUGGUCCACCAACAACGUCCUCGACGUGCUGCAGUCCACGCGCGAGGCGCUCUUCGGCGCGGUGAGCGUCGAGAGCGACGUUGCGGUGGUGGACGCUGCGAUGAGCCUGGCAACGGCAGACCGGUGAUGCGUCGAAAAG
Molecule: messenger RNA, 984 nt
Organism: Cladocopium goreaui
Lineage: Eukaryota; Dinophyceae; Suessiales; Symbiodiniaceae
Source: the annotation of a GenBank genome assembly